AUGGAGGAUGCAUAUGUGCUUUGCAAAAUUUUUAAAAAGAGUGGACUAGGCCCGAAAAAUGGUGAACAGCAUGGAGCACCAUUUAAAGAAGAAGAUUGGGAUAAUGAUGCAACAAACAAUUCUUUGUUAUCUCUUCCUCUUGCUGGCUCUAGUUCUCCUUCACCUGGUUCAGCAGAUGGCCAAAAUAUGGUCAUGACAAACUGCGCAACUGAGGCUGGGAUAGGGUGUGCUUCAUUGUUGGAACCACAUCCUCGACUGUCUCUUGUUGUUGGCGAGGAGGAUCCUUCUUUGCUUGAGUAUUUUAAUAUCAAUGAGCUGCUGUUGAAAUUGUCUGACAAGGACAUUGAGGCUUCAACUUCUCAUGGAAGUCAUACUACUGAGGUAACAGCCUAG
Magnolia sinica is the source of this 393-nucleotide messenger RNA. RefSeq lists its product as uncharacterized. Lineage: Eukaryota; Viridiplantae; Streptophyta; Magnoliopsida; Magnoliales; Magnoliaceae. The transcript is spliced from 2 exons. Bases 1 to 393 code for a protein of 130 amino acids. The record is from RefSeq and is a predicted model, not a curated record.